Molecule: messenger RNA, 1089 nt
Organism: Penicillium oxalicum
Lineage: Eukaryota; Fungi; Ascomycota; Eurotiomycetes; Eurotiales; Aspergillaceae
Product: putative zinc-containing alcohol dehydrogenase
Exons: 3
Coding region: 1-1089 (362 amino acids)
Molecular function (GO): oxidoreductase activity; zinc ion binding
Source: RefSeq, a predicted model, not a curated record
AUGUUGGAAGCUGUGACCAUGAAGGCCGUCAUCUACACCGGCGAUAAAAUCAUCUCGGUCGAAGAUCGCCCUAAACCAGUCCUUUUAGCACCCACCGAUGCGAUCGUCAAGAUCCUUCACACCACUAUAUGCGGAACAGACCUCCAUAUUCUCCAAGGUGAUGUUCCAUCGUGCAGCCCAGGCCGAAUCCUCGGCCACGAAGGAGUGGGCGUCAUCGAAUCUCUCGGCCUGGCCGUGACAAACUUUGCAAUGGGCCAGCGAGUCCUCAUUUCCUGCAUCACUUCUUGCGGAACUUGUUACUACUGCCGCCGAAGGAUGCCCUCGCAGUGCGAAUCUGGCGGCUGGAUUCUGGGGAAUCAAAUUGACGGGACACAGGCCGAGUAUGUUCGCAUUCCUCAUGCUUCGUUCUCACUGCACCCCCUGCCGGACAGCAUCGACCCCAAAGUGGCCGUCACACUGUCCGAUACGGUACCGACAUCCUAUGAAUGUGGGAUCUUGAACGGUGAGAUUCAGGCCGGAUCUACCGUUGCGAUCAUAGGGAUGGGACCCAUUGGCUUGAUGAGUCUCCAAAUGGCUCGGAAGCUCUUUGGUCCCUCUAUGAUUGUGGCAGUUGGAAGGGGAUUGUCCAGACUUGAGACGGCUAGAUCUAUGGGUGCAAGUCAUACUUUCAGUGUUCUGAACGGAAAGGAUAAUGUCAUCUCGUCAGCCCUGGCGACGACUCAAGAGAGAGGAUUUGACGUGGUCAUUGAGGCAGUGGGCACCGUGGAGUCUUUUGGGAUCGCGCAAGCUCUGGUAGGUCCCGGAGGAACAAUCGCUAGUCUGGGUGUCUUUGGUGAAUCCUGUGAGCUUCACCUGGAGAAGCUGUGGAACCGAAAUAUCUGUCUCAGAACGAGGCUGAUUGAUGCGGUUACUACGCCUGAUUUACUUAAGAUGGUUGAGGUCGACGGCAUCGACCCAAGCUUUCUGGUCUCGCAUACCUUUGAGUUCCACGAGAUUCACGAAGCCUAUGAGGCAUUUCAGGCCCCCUCGAAGCAUGGCGCCCUGAAGGUUGUGGUGUCCAUGAAUGAGCCAGUUACGAACGGCUCUUGA